UGUGUCACAAAAGAGAGCUAGCUAGGGUUCCCUCUCUGCAAUUUUCUUUUGUUGAAUAAGGGAGAUAUGGCCUUAAUGGGUGACCACCAUACCUUGGCAGUCGUUUUUGGUGUCUUAGGUAACAUCAUCUCAGUCCUUGUAUUUCUGGCACCACUACCAACAUUCUACCGAAUUUUCAAGAAGAAAUCAACAGAAAGUUUCCAGUCGCUGCCGUACCAGGUGGCAUUGUUCAGUUGCAUGCUAUGGCUGUACUACGCGUUGAUUAAAAAGGGUGCUUUCCUCCUCAUCACCAUCAACUCAUUCGGAUGCGUUGUCGAGACUAUUUACAUAUCUAUGUACUUAGCUUAUGCUUCAAAGGAUAGCAGGAAGUCUGCCAUGAAACUUUUUGUAGCAAUGAACGUGGUGAUCUUCUCUUUCAUUCUCAUUCUCACACACUUUAUGCUCAAGAGUUCGAUUCGUGUCCCGGUUAUUGGCUGGAUUUGUGUUGCCAUCUCUGUAUCCGUCUUUGCAGCACCCUUGAAUAUCAUGGCAAGAGUUAUUCGAACAAAGAGUGUUGAGUUCAUGCCUUUCAACUUAUCGUUCUUCCUCACACUGAGUGCAGUGAUGUGGUUCUCCUACGGGCUAUUCAUUAAGGACCUUUGUGUAGCUUUCCCUAACGUACUAGGCUUCAUACUGGGGAUGCUCCAGAUGAUUCUAUACGCAAUCUACAGACACGGCGAAAGGGAUGUCAUGGAUGAGAAGAAACUUCCAGAACAAACGAAAAGCAUCGUCGUCCUCGACACAUUAAGCGCCUCUGAAGUUCACCCCGUAGCUUUAGAUAUUCACCAUGCAAACACCACGACGGAGGAAGAAGCUGAUAAAAAAUCAGUGGUUGCAGAUUCGAAUGAAUGUCCAGUUUGAAUAAAAAACACUGAUCAAACACCGUACCCUUUUGUGCACAGAAGAAACCAGUCCUGGGACCUACUUCAAGAAGAUGACUAUAUAUAUAUAUGUAUAAUAGAGACGUGAUGUAUUUUCAGUUUCCCCUCCUCCAUGUUGAAAUAAUCUUUGUAGUUAUUGUUUUGAAAUACAACCAUGAAUUGUUUUCGGCAUUUA
Messenger RNA from Hibiscus syriacus, 1095 nucleotides. Its product is annotated as bidirectional sugar transporter SWEET15-like. NCBI's taxonomy places the organism in Eukaryota, Viridiplantae, Streptophyta, Magnoliopsida, Malvales, Malvaceae. The coding region runs from base 67 to 900 and encodes 277 amino acids. Gene Ontology annotation, molecular function: sugar transmembrane transporter activity. The transcript has 6 exons. The record is from RefSeq and is a predicted model, not a curated record. Gene Ontology annotation, cellular component: membrane. Gene Ontology annotation, biological process: carbohydrate transport.